This is a messenger RNA of Pan troglodytes (chimpanzee), 2258 nucleotides long. RefSeq names its product F-box protein 15 (gene FBXO15). Gene Ontology annotation, cellular component: SCF ubiquitin ligase complex. The transcript is spliced from 13 exons. Lineage: Eukaryota; Metazoa; Chordata; Mammalia; Primates; Hominidae. Gene Ontology annotation, molecular function: protein binding. The record is from RefSeq and is a predicted model, not a curated record. The coding region runs from base 671 to 2140 and encodes 489 amino acids.
GCGCAUAAGGGGUGUGGCGACGUGCGGGCGUGGGGGCGGUGCGUGCACUCUUCGUUUCAGCCCUGGGCGGUCCUGUGGUGAACUCCUUGUCUCUAUGGCGACUGGACGCGGUCGGAUCUUGCGGCAGCACUGGCUCGGCCUCCAGACGCUGCGCGGGCCCAGCAGGGGCGGUGGCGCGGCCCGGGGGCGCGCCAGGGCCUUUGGGUGCAGCUUGGUGCAAGGCCCGUGGCCGUCUUCAUCGUGAGAAGGGUAUGGAAGAACGACCGGAGGAAAUCCUUUCUACCCUGCAACGUGGGGUACCCUAAGUUAUGACACUAAUAGAGUAGCCUCUCGGGGAAAUAUUUUUUCUCGCGGCGCCUGUGGCCGGGGAUGCGCGCACCUGCCAGGACAGGUCCAGGUCCAAGAGGUCGUUUCUCCGGGAUGCGUGCCCUAAAUUCACGUGUGCUCCGCCCCUGCCUUCGUAUUUUCGCUCUUCUGUAACCAAGAAUCUCCCUUCGUGUUUUUCAUGACCUUACAACUUAGGGAAGUAGAGUCUGUUCAUCAAAACCUUAUCAGUUGACACCCUCAUCCCCCAAGCAGAUACCUCUGGUCUUGCUCAUCUGCUUUCCAGAAGCAUCUUCAGCGUGAAGAAGUAAAAUGAGCCAGUGCAUCAGAAGUAUCAGCAUGCAUAAUGCCUACAGUGAGAGUGUAUAUUUCUAAACCUUCGGGUGAAAGCACAUCAGAAAAGGGGCCAGGGGUCAAGCUUUCUGCAGGCUCUGCUGCCCUGAGGUGCCAUGCCAGAGGUGGACAGCACUGGGAGAGCUCUUUCUCCUGCUGUUCUGGGUUCCUGGAUGGAAUGCCUUCAGAAAUCUUGCUGAAGAUAUUUUCCUACUUGGAUGCUGUGAGCCUUCUGUGUACUGGAUGUGUGAGCAGGCGCUUUUAUCAUCUAGCCAAUGACAAUUUUAUUUGGAUCGGAAUCUACUCAACUGCUUUUUCACCUGCAAGAUCAAAUUGGAAAUUUAAUUCAGUAGAGAAGAUAGCUAUGUCUAUGAGCUUUCUGUCAGUUCAGGAUAAAGAAGCUGGUUAUUGGAAGAAAGAAUAUAUCACAAAACAAAUAGCAUCUGUAAAAGCCGCACUAGCUGACAUUCUCAAACCUGUCAACCCUUACACAGGCCUUCCAGUUAAGACCAAAGAGGCCCUCAGAAUAUUUGGUUUAGGUUGGGCAAUUAUACUGAAAGAAAAAAGUGGAAAAGAAUAUAUCAUGGAGCAUGUUGAUCUUUCCAUAAAUGACACAUCAGUUACUGUUAUAUGGUAUGGCAAAAAAUGGCCGUGCCUAGCAUCAUUGUCAACCUUAGAUUUAUGUGGCAUGACACCAGUUUUUACCGACUGGUAUAAAACUCCCACCAAACAUAGACUCCGAUGGCAUUCUUUAAUUGCAAAGUACAAUCUGAGUCAUUUGACCGUAUCUACCAUGAUUGGCUGUGACAGACUCAUUCGGAUCUUCUGCCUGCACCCUGGCCUCCUGGUGGGAGUGUGGAAGAAGGAGGAAGAACUGGCUUUUGUUAUGGCAAAUCUUCAUUUUCAUCACCUUGUGGAGAGGAGCACAUUAGGCUCGGCUACUAUCCCCUAUGAACUGCCUCCACAUAGCCCCUUUUUGGAUGAUAGCCCCGAGUAUGGACUGCACGGCUACCAACUCCAUGUUGAUCUGCACAGCGGUGGGGUUUUCUACCUAUGUGGUACAUUUCGCAAUCUCUUCACCAAGAGAGGAAAUAUUGAAAAUGGGCAUGUGAAGCUCAUUGUUAUACAUUUAAAAAAUAACAGAGAACACCUACCUCUUAUUGGAAAAGUUGGCCUCUCGUGGAAAACUGAUAUUUUUGAUGGCUGUAUAAAGAGUUGUUCCAUGAUGGACGUAACUCUUUUGGAUGAACAUGGGAAACCCUUUUGGUGUUUCAGUUCCCCGGUGUGCCUGAGAUCGCCUGCCACACCCUCUGACAGCUCUAGCUUCUUGGGACAGACAUACAACGUGGACUACGUUGAUGCAGAAGGAAGAGUGCACGUGGAGCUGGUGUGGAUCAGAGAGACCGAAGAAUACCUUAUUGUCAACCUGGUCCUUUACCUUAGUAUCGCAAAAAUCAACCAUUGGUUUGGGACUGAAUAUUAGCAGUAGGUGGCAAAUUAUUGUUGUUAUUUAGUUGUUUAUUUUUGACUGGCUUUGCUCUUGGUGUUGAAAGUUAAAAUAAAGCAAAUCUGCAGAGUGCUGUGCAAUGCCUUUCAUCUCA